Molecule: messenger RNA, 1422 nt
Organism: Gadus chalcogrammus (walleye pollock)
Lineage: Eukaryota; Metazoa; Chordata; Actinopteri; Gadiformes; Gadidae
Product: ammonium transporter Rh type B-like
Exons: 1
Coding region: 1-1422 (473 amino acids)
Biological process (GO): ammonium transmembrane transport; ammonium homeostasis
Cellular component (GO): plasma membrane
Molecular function (GO): ammonium channel activity
Source: RefSeq, a predicted model, not a curated record
AUGGAUCCAUCGUCGACAAGCCUGAGAGUGCGCCUUCCGGCGUUGGUGUUGGUGCUGGAAGUCAUACUUCUGGUGCUUUACUCUUUCUUCGUCACGUACGAUGACAAUGCCAACGCUAAGAUGCAGAACAACAUGACCAUACCUAUGGACAACUCUCUUUACCGAGACUAUCCCUACUUCGCCGAUGUGCAGGUGAUGAUCUUCGUUGGCUUCGGCUGUCUGCUGGCGUUUCUACGCUUCUACGGCUUCAGUGGAAUGGUCUUCAACUUCCUCACUGCCACUUUUUCGAUCCAAUGGGCAAUCCUGGUGCAAGGCUACUUCCAGUUCUACCAAGACGGCAAGAUUCACCUCGGGGUGAUCAACCUCAUAAAUGCAGAAUUUGCGUGUGCUGUUGUACUCAUCUCAUUCGGGGCUGUGCUCGGAAAGACCAGUCCUGUGCAGCUUCUGGUGAUGGCCUUUUUAGAGGUCCCCUUCUUCUCUGUGACAGAGUGGGCUGUGUUGAAGUACAUAAGGGUCAAUGAUGCAGGUGGCUCCAUUGUAAUUCACUUAUUUGCCUGCUACUUCGGCCUAGGGGUGACAUUUGUGCUGUACCGACCCAAUUUAAAAAACGGACACUCAAAGGAGAUCACCAGCUACCACUCAGACAUCCUCUCUGUACUGGGGACGCUGUUCCUCUGGGUGUUUUGGCCUUCGUUCAACUCCUCCCUGACCUUGAAGGGUGACGAUCAGCACAGAGCAGUGCUCCACACCUUCAUAGGGCUCAGCUCCUCUACUAUGACUGCCUUCGCUCUAUCGGCCGUGUUCAACAAAAAGGGCAAGCUCACCAUGGCCGACAUCCAGAACGUGACCUUGGCCGGUGGUGUGACGGUGGGGGCCUCCGUGGACAUGAUGAUCUCCCCUGCGGCAGCAUAUGCCCUGGGGGUCCUGGGCUGCACCGCCUGCUUCCUGGGAUACAGGUACCUCACCCCGUUCCUGGCCCAACGCCUCCGGAUCCAGGACCAGUGCGGGAUUCACAACCUCCACGGGCUGACGGGCCUCAUCUCGUGCACCGCCGGCAUCUGUGCCAUCCUGCUGGCGACCGAGGAGACCUACGGGCCGAGUAUGUACGAGAUAUUCGCCCACCGCUCUCCUCCAGAGGGGGAUCCCAAGCUCCUGGCGCUGCGGCAGCUCAUCCCGGGGCUGAAGGCCGGUCUAGGACGCAGCGCCGAGGAGCAAGCCCUCUACCAGGUGGCAGCCAUCUUUUCCACCAUCGCAGCGGCCGCCGUGGGAGGCGUGGUGACUGGCUUUGUGCUCAAGUUGCCCUGCCUGGCCUCCCCCGCCGACGACGACUGCUUUGACGAUGAACUCUUCUUUCAUAUGCCCACUGACUUUUACAGUGAGGUGAAAAAGACUCCCAGCAACGAACAUGACUCCAAGGUUUAG